AUGAGUGCCCGGGCCACACGGCCCCGAAGUCGCCGAGGGAGGCAUCCUCCACCCGGGGAGCUGGACCCAGUGGCUGAGAGUUCAAAGGAGGCAGAGACCACCAGUGGGAGAUUCAAGGCCAAACUCGAGCUCCUUCCGGAACUCCUUAGUCCUGACCUGCAGAGACCCGGGAGCCGGCCUGAGGAUGAUUAUUGUGUGGGAUCCCAUGGGGCCCUAGCCUUGAAGCCAGAAGAAGGAUGCAAGGCUGAGGUGGAAAGCCCCCUGAGCCCGCAGGCAGCCACCCCGGAUACUGGCCCUGCUGAGAUGUCAGUAGCCAGCUUGUUCCAGACCCUGCAGAGCAGGUUGAGCUCCCUUGAGGCCACCAUAGCCACCUGGCACCACUACUCCCUAAGCUUUGCAAGGCCAGCGGAAGGAGAAGACAGUGGCCAGGGGACACCUGGGUCCUUUGGUGGUCAGGAAGAAGCCGGGUCUGGGCAGCAGGAGGCAGGUAGCCUCAUAGAGAGGAACGCCUGGCUGCGGCUGGCCCUGGGCAGCCGGAAGGAGGAGUUGGUUUGCGCUCAAGCUUCCCUGAAGGAUGCCCGGGCAAAGAAGGAGACCCUGCAGAGACAGGUGCAGGAACUGGAGAAUUCCCUGAUGCAGCUGGAGGCUUCCCUGCCCACCCCCCUCCUCAGAGCAGGGUGUACAAACAGCAGCAACUCCAGCAGUUCUGGGGCAGAAGGGCAGCCCUGGGCACCUCAGGACUCCCCCUUGGCUCACCCUCUUCUCCAAUGCCUCCGGAGUGACUCCAGCACCCACAUCUUUGGGUGCCUUUCCACACAGCCUUCAGCCCCUGAGAUGCACCUCAUGGAGGACCAGAUAGGGCAGCUCCAAGUAAGCAUUGAGAAGUUGAAGUGCUUCAACCGCCUCCUGCUGGCUGUGCUCCAGGGUCACAAGGGCCGCUGUGAGAGCCUUAGUAUGCAGCUGGGCCAGCGGGAGGCUGAGACCACAGCCCUGUGCCUGGCCCUGCAAUACAGCGAGGAUUGUGAGGAGGCAUAUGGAGUGCUGCUCACUCUGAGGACUGCUGGAGCUGGAGCCACCAAGAGUGACCUGCAGGCUGCAGAGACAGAGGCAUCUAGGCUGCUGGUGGAGAAGGAAGCUGCUAUGGAUGGAGAGAUAACUUGGCCCAGCCCUGAGGGCAUCAGUGUGGACAAGCCUACACCACAGGAACUGGCUGCUCAGCUCCAUGGCUAUAUCCGGCAUCUCCGGGAACACUGGGCUCUGGUGAAGAUCCCCCCGGCACUCAGCCCUGACACCACACCCUGGCUCACUAUGCCCCACACAGAAGCAACAGUGCAGGCCAUUCUGGAAAUACAACCUGGCCCAGCCCUACCUCGGCUAGAGAAGUCUCAGAUCCAGCAGGACAUGGUGUCUGCUCGGGUAGGAAUGUGUUGA
This is a messenger RNA of Chionomys nivalis (European snow vole), 1431 nucleotides long. RefSeq names its product harmonin-binding protein USHBP1-like. Bases 1 to 1431 code for a protein of 476 amino acids. Lineage: Eukaryota; Metazoa; Chordata; Mammalia; Rodentia; Cricetidae. The record is from RefSeq and is a predicted model, not a curated record. The transcript has 8 exons.